Molecule: messenger RNA, 2276 nt
Organism: Oncorhynchus masou masou (cherry salmon)
Lineage: Eukaryota; Metazoa; Chordata; Actinopteri; Salmoniformes; Salmonidae
Product: patatin-like phospholipase domain-containing protein 2
Exons: 9
Coding region: 231-1661 (476 amino acids)
Biological process (GO): positive regulation of triglyceride catabolic process; triglyceride catabolic process; lipid homeostasis
Cellular component (GO): membrane; lipid droplet; cytoplasm
Molecular function (GO): triacylglycerol lipase activity
Source: RefSeq, a predicted model, not a curated record
GUUAUGGAAAGUCAGCGCUCCGGCGAUUCUCAAUACAUCUCUUUGUACGUUACACAAGAGGAGUAGACUGAGUAGUGUGUGCUAGUUUGAGCCGUCCUCUUUCGGAACUGUUGUUGACAUUCAGUAAUGAAGGGAACUCGUCAAUGACUCCAAGGGUAAACAUUUUGGAGUGAUUAUUACACGCGCAUUACCAAAACUUCUCAGUCCUCGCCAAGGACUGUCCACCCGGUAUGUUCGACCUAACGAAGGAAUGGAAUCUGUCGUUUGCCGGCUGCGGGUUCCUGGGGAUUUAUCACAUCGGAGUGGCCAGCUGCCUGUUGGAACAAGCGCCCUACCUUAUCAAAGGUGCCACCAAGAUUUACGGGGCUUCGGCCGGUGCCCUAACCGCCUCGGUGCUCGCCAGCCAGGCAUCCAUAGCUAAGUGCUGUGAGGAUGUGAUCGAGACUGCCAAGGAGGCCCGGAAACAUAACCUGGGUCCCCUCCACCCCUCCUUCAACCUGGUCAAGGUCAUCAGGUCGGGCCUGGAGCGCGACCUGCCCGCCGAUGCACACACACUCGCCUCCGGGAGGCUGUGUGUGUCACUCACUCGCGUGUCUGAUGGACAAAACGUCAUCGUGUCCGUGUUCAAGUCCAAGGAGGAGCUCAUCCAGGCGCUGCUGUGUAGCUGUUUCAUCCCCAUAUACUGUGGCCUGAUCCCCCCAUCCUUCCAAGGAGUGCGUUAUGUGGAUGGGGGGAUCAGUGACAACCUUCCUCAGUCAGAACUGAAGAACACCAUCACCAUCUCUCCGUUCUCAGGCGAAAGUGACAUCUGUCCCCGGGACACCUCCUUCAAUAUCCACGAGCUUCGUUUCACCAACACCUCCAUCCAGAUUAACCUGGGCAAUAUGUACCGCCUCAGCAAAGCCCUGUUUCCCCCAGAACCCAAGGUCAUGGCAGAGAUAUGUCAGAGUGGCUACAAGGACGCCCUUCGCUUUCUUGAGGAGAACCAUCUGCUGAAGCUGGAGUGUCCGACUGCCGGGCCCAACCCAUCAGAAGCCAUACACACCUGCUGCUGCAAGCCCAUCGCCAUGGAAACCACUAAGGACUGGAUGCUCCGGCGGCUCCGCCUCCUGAGGAAGCGGCACUGGUGGCUGGACGAGCAGAUUGUUGACAACCUGCCUACCCAAAUCAAAAAAGUGUUCUGUGAGGCGUGCCAGCAGAAGCCUGGUCUGUAUGCUCAGGUGUCUGAGAUGCUGCCGGUCAGAGUGGCCUCCUACAUGCUCCUGCCCUGCACACUACCUGUGGUAUCAGCCUACUCUGUGGGCAAGAGGAUUGUGGAGUGGAUCCCAGAGGUGCCUGCAGACAUGCGUUGGCUAGCUGGGGUGGCUGGGGAUGUGGCUGGGAGCUUGUACAGACAGGCCUGGAGAGGAUCGCCAGUAGACAUAACCAGUGAUGGCUCCCUGAGGAAUUGCAGGAGCCUGCCCCCGCCCCUAGAUAGUGACAGACACAGGGAGAGAAACGGUCACCUCGCCGGGUUCGCUCUCUCUGCUCUUGACCUCCAAAGUCAAUACUGGAACAUCCCCACCGUCCCCUCUUCCCGCUGCCCCACCAGCCCCCUCAUGCCCAGCCCCUCCCCACGACAGAUCUGCUUCUUUGUUGGCUCGCAGGACGAGACUGACUGAGAGACCCAUCAACCAAUGAGAGGACACUGUGACUAUAAAAAAAUAUAUAUGAUAGGACAGUCCAGCUCAAGAUCCCUCCCACAGGGCCUGUCUAUAGACUAUAGGAACUGUGAAGGGUGGUUUGGGAUGGACAAAAUAUGGUAAUGUGAUCGAAUAGCUUUGGAAUCCAGAACUGUUGCUAUAGACACUCUAAUGACUCAAUCAUGUCUUUUGAUCACUCCACCAUCCAUAUUUCAUUCUAUUGUACCACAUUGGAAAACAAUUUACCAGCUCACCACCAAAGACCUCUCUGCAAGUUAUUUUUUGGGGGGAAUUACACAUUUUAUAUCUAACAAUGUCUAGUUUUUCCAGAUAACUUGUCACUACAACUCUACCUACCUACCUACCUACCUAGAGGAGGCUGGUGGAAGGAGCUAUAGGAUGACCGGCUCAUUGUAAUGGCUGGAACGAUAUCAAACGCAUCAAACAUAUGGAAACCAUGUUUCACUUCGUUCCAUUAAUUCCAUCCCAGCCAAUAUAAUGAGCCUGAGGUAAUUUAGCUCCUCCCACCAGCCUCCUUUACUACCUACCUACAGACAGUACACAAGAGGUUGGUAGCACCUUAAUUGGGGGGGG